GGAAAGAUGAGCAAUGUAACAGAAUUCAUCCUUCUGGGUCUCACCCAAAAUCCAGAUCUGCAGAAACUCUUGUUUACUGUGUUUUUAGUGACCUAUGUGAUCACACUGGUAGGUAAUACGCUCAUAUCUGUCACCAUCUUCAUCAGCCCAGCCCUGGGCUCUCCCAUGUACUUCUUUCUCUCCUGUUUGUCCAUUAUAGAUGGUUUCUACUCUUCCUCCAUAGCACCCAAAAUGAUCUUUGACUUGAUCUCUGAAAGGAACGCCAUAUCCUUCAGUGGCUGCAUGACUCAGCUCUUUGCUGAACAUUUCUUUGCUGCAGCUGAGAUCAUCUUGCUACUGGCCAUGGCCUGUGACCGCUACGUGGCCAUCUGUAAGCCCUUGCACUACAUGACCAUCAUGAGGCGGCAGGUGUGUGUUUUCCUGGUGGGGGCGGCUGGGGUCUUGGGGUUCAUUCAUGGGGGCAUACAGAUUUUGUUUAUGGCCCAGUUACCAUUCUGUGGCCCCAAUGUCAUCGACCACUUUAUGUGUGAUUUAAUUCCUCUCCUGGAGCUGGCCUGCAUGGACACCCACACUUUGGGGCCCCUGAUUGCUGCCAACAGUGGGUCACUGUGUUUGAUCAUCUUCUCCAUGCUGGUGGCUUCCUAUGUGGUCAUCCUGUGCUCCCUGAGGACUCACAGCUCUGAAGGACGCCGCAAAGCCCUGUCUACCUGUGCCUCUCACGUCACGGUCGUUGUCCUGUUCUUUGUCCCUUGCUCAUACCUGUACCUCAGACCCGUGGUCUCCCUCCCCAGUGACAAAGCUGUGACAGUGUUUUGUACCCUAGUGUCACCUAUGUUAAACCCUUUGAUCUACACCUUCAGAAAUGAGGAAGUGAAAAAGGUUAUGAAGAAGCUCUGGGGUCAAAUGCUGAAAGCAGAUCACAAAUAA
Sciurus carolinensis (gray squirrel) is the source of this 927-nucleotide messenger RNA. Its product is annotated as olfactory receptor 4C45-like. The record is from RefSeq and is a predicted model, not a curated record. Gene Ontology annotation, biological process: G protein-coupled receptor signaling pathway. The transcript has a single exon. Bases 7 to 927 code for a protein of 306 amino acids. Lineage: Eukaryota; Metazoa; Chordata; Mammalia; Rodentia; Sciuridae. Gene Ontology annotation, molecular function: olfactory receptor activity; G protein-coupled receptor activity. Gene Ontology annotation, cellular component: membrane.